ACGACAUCCUCAAGACACCAAGACCCACAAAAUGGCCUCCCGUCCGACCGUCAACAUCCGCACUGUCUCUGGAGAGGCAUCCUCGUCUCUGCCACUCCCUGCGGUCCUUACCGCACCAAUUAGGCUCGAUGUUGUUCAACAGGUACACAAGAGCAUUGCAAAGAACAAGCGUCAACCGUACGCCGUCAGUGAGAAGGCUGGUCACCAGACAAGCGCAGAGUCCUGGGGAACUGGUCGUGCGGUAGCUCGUAUCCCUCGUGUCGGAGGUUCAGGUACACACCGUUCCGGUCAGGCAGCUUUCGGGAACAUGUGCCGUGGUGGUCGUAUGUUCGCACCAACGAAAGUCUGGCGCCGCUGGCACGUAAAGGUCAACCAGAACCAGCGUCGUUUCGCUGUCGUCUCUGCCCUUGCAGCGUCUGCUCUCCCGUCUCUCGUUCUAGCGCGCGGUCACCGAAUCGAGCAGGUCGAAGAAGUCCCGUUGGUUGUAGGAUCUGGUGCGGAGUCAAUCAAGAAGACAAAGGAAGCUGUUGCUCUUCUUACUGCUCUUGGUGCUUAUGAUGACGUGAAGAAAGUCUCAUCCUCCCGCAAGCUGCGCGCUGGCAGGGGCAAGAUGCGCAACCGUCGUCAUCGCCAACGCCGUGGUCCACUCAUCGUCUACUUGGAGGACAACGGUAUCGUCAAAGCAUUCCGCAACCUCCCAGGCGUCGAAGUCGUCAACGUCUCUCGUCUAAACCUUCUUCAACUCGCACCAGGUGGACACAUCGGUCGUUUCAUUAUCUGGACUGAGGCUGCAUUCGCACGUCUUGACGAAGUCUUUGGUACCUUCGACACAGCUGCUGUGCAGAAGAAGGAUUACUUCCUCCCGACUGCUAAGAUCUCCAACCCGGACGUCACACGUCUCAUCAACAGCUCCGAGAUCCAGUCCGUCGUUCGUCCCGCGAAUGCCAAGAUCCACCGCCGCCCAUGGACACAGCACAAGAACCCGCUCACGAACAAGCUUGUGCUCUUCCGGCUCAACCCGUAUGCGAAGACGCUUCGCAGACAGGAACUGCUCAAGCAGGAACGCCGCAAAAAGGCUGCUACCGCAGCAAAGAAGAAGUCGAAGAAGGAAUCUUCCGCUGGAGAGGCUUUCAUCAACACUCUCUUUGCUCCUUGAUUUCCGCUCUUAAAAUGUUACUAUGUUACCUAUAUGCAUGUGCGUCUCCGUUAUGUUACAUGCCAGAAUAUGAUACGUAUCAGAAAGCAUUCAUGUGUUGCGGUUUGAGUUACGACAUGAAAAUGAAAUGCACGCUGACUGCGUUUGCCGUCA
Fomitiporia mediterranea MF3/22 is the source of this 1309-nucleotide messenger RNA. RefSeq names its product 60S ribosomal protein L4/L1/L2. The transcript has 4 exons. Gene Ontology annotation, molecular function: RNA binding; structural constituent of ribosome. The record is from RefSeq and is a predicted model, not a curated record. Bases 32 to 1156 code for a protein of 374 amino acids. NCBI's taxonomy places the organism in Eukaryota, Fungi, Basidiomycota, Agaricomycetes, Hymenochaetales, Hymenochaetaceae. Gene Ontology annotation, cellular component: cytosolic large ribosomal subunit; ribosome. Gene Ontology annotation, biological process: translation.